Molecule: messenger RNA, 3333 nt
Organism: Trichomonas vaginalis G3
Lineage: Eukaryota; Parabasalia; Trichomonadida; Trichomonadidae
Product: heterochromatin maintenance
Exons: 1
Coding region: 1-3333 (1110 amino acids)
Biological process (GO): DNA repair; mitotic cell cycle; DNA-templated DNA replication
Cellular component (GO): nuclear replication fork
Molecular function (GO): chromatin binding; protein binding
Source: RefSeq, a predicted model, not a curated record
AUGGAGACCAAAGCGCAAGUCCACUUUGGUCCCGCCAAAAAUAUUAUCAUUGCACCAGAUAAAGAGAGUAUACUUUCAGUUGGAAGAGAUGAUGGUUUGCUUUAUGAAUCGAAAUUUCCAUCAUUAUCUAAUGAAGGUGCAAAAGAUUUGACCACAAUCACGGAUAGUCUUAUUAAAUCAAUUGCAGAAGAUAAUUCACAAAACGUCGUACUCUUUACUGCAGAAGGCGUUGAAGGAAUUAAAUCAUUAGCCUGGCCUUCAUUAGAAACAAAUCAAGUAAUUGAAUCGCAAAUAUAUACAGACCUAAAGACAUCACAUAAUAAUGAAUAUUUUGCAGCAACUUCACAAGAUAAUAACAUUGAUUUCUAUAAAAUGGAAACAAAAGAAAAAAUCGGAACAAUUACAAACGGAAACGAAAUAUUAUCAGUUAAAUUCAGUAAAAACGACAAUUAUCUUUCAGUUUACGAUUCUUCAAAUAAAUUAUACAUAUAUGAAGUUCCAUCCUUGAAUUUAUUUGACCAAAAAGAGUUUGACACAUCCGAUACAUUAAUCACAUGGAGUGCAACUGAGCUUUUAGUAUAUUUAAAGACAAAUUCGUUAAUUGUUUACUCAACCACAUCAAAAGAACUAUCAGAAGAGAGUUUAAGUAACGAAUCAACAGUAAUUGGCAUAUCAAUGUCCCCUCAAAGUACUCUUAUUUCUUUGGAUACAGAUGGAAACUUAAUUGUUUCAAGAUAUGAACAUACAAAUGUGGCUAACUACAUCACUGCUAGAGAAACAAUCAAGUGCGAAGCUCAAGAAACCAUUUCAUUUUUCGAAAUGAUCAAUAAUUAUAUUUGCAUCAGUGAUGACAUGGGUGGAAUAUCAUUAGUCAAAGUAUUUGAACCAGAGAAGACCGAAGCAGCACCAGCACCUCAACAAAAUGAAGAUCAAGAACUCGAAAGUGACGUAGAAUUAAUUGAAGAACAUAAAUCAGUUUUAACAUUGAAACCAAAAGUUCCUCCAAGCAAAGAACUCAAAGGAACUAAACUAAAGAUCCCAACAAAAGAGUUCACCCCUAAAAAGAGAGUUCCACCAGCUUAUUUAACAAAGGAUUCCGAUGGUGAAGAAGUUGUUGACUUUACAAAAUUAAGUGAAGCAGAAGAAGAGGAGGAAGAAGACGAAAAAGGCAUCUACGAGAAUGAAGCAGAAGAAGUUGAUUUUGUUUCAUCAGAUGAAGAGCAAUUGGCUUCAACAAUGAGAAAAGAAAUUUAUAAUGAUGAAAUUGCAAAAAGAAAACAACAAUUUGAAGAUUGGCAGAAGAAAUAUCUCAACAUUGAUGAAGACGAGGAAGAAGAAUCGAGUUUCUCUGAUGAUGACAUUGAAUUCAUUGAUACAGAAACAAGCAAAUCAGGAAAGAAACUCACACCAAGAGAAAAAGAACUUCAAUAUUUCAGAGAUAUCAACAAAAUCGUCGAAAAACAAAACCAAAGAAAGAAACAAACAAAACAAAAAGAAGAUAAUUUCGAUGAUUUAAUUGAUGACAGUUUAACGAAAGAAAACAAAGAAGAAGGAGCAUCAGUAACACCUUCUGAAUCAAGUUCAUCUUCUUCAUCUUAUUACGAAGAAGAAGAUGAAGAAGAAGUUUAUAAUGGACCUUUCAUGCCAGGAUCAUCACAAGAUUACGAUGGAUCAAGAAGAUUCUUGUGCUGGAAUGAAACAGGCGUUAUUUUCUUAAGAGAAAUUGAUGAAGAUAGAGAAGCAAUCGAUGUCGAAUUCGCUGAUGUUUUCUCAAAUAGAAAUGUCAGUUUUUCAAAUGACAGACAUUUUCUUUUGGCAACUUUGAACAAAGAAGGUUUCUGCGCUGCAAGUAGAACAUACUUCCAAUACAGAUCUAAUAAUCCAAAGUCUAUUCCAAGUGAGUUUUCCCAUAAAUUCACUGAUAGCGAAACAAUCGAUCUCAUUGCAAUUGGCAAGAGAUGGGUUGCUGUUGCCACAGAACUUGGACGUAUCCAUAUCUUCAAAUCAAGUGGUUUCGAAUACGCUUCUCUUUCUCUUCCUGACAGAUUGUUGACAAUGGUUGGAGGAAAAGACAGAUUAUUUGUUGUAUUUGGUGAUACUUUGGAUUAUUGGUUAUUGGAUAUUCCGAAUAGAAUCAAACUUGCAAGUGGUGUUAUUCCUGUUGCAAAGCCUCUUAGAUGGGUUACUUUCGAUGAAAAUGACAAUGUUUACGCGCUUGGAAAUGACAAGAUAUUGGUCGAAUUAGUCUUCGACUUCGGAUUCCAUUGGCAAGCGAUGUCAAACUUAAGAAAUGUCAUUUCAGAAGGAAAAGUCGAGGAAAACGAGAACAAAUCUGAUGAAUCAGAUGAAUCAGAUUUAGGAUUAGACAUUGAUAAGAAGAAAUCAACAAAUGAUGAUGGCUCUUAUCAAUUGGAUCAUGCUGAAAAAGAAAUUUACACAGAUUUCUGGUGUGUCAGUAUUUCUGACAACAAACUCUUCGGAUGUUUCUUGAAAGAAAACAAAGUUCCUCAUGCUUAUCCAUUACAAGGACUUUCAGAAGUCAAACUGAUGCCAUUGACCGUAGAAAAUGGCGCACAGAGUUGGCUACAAAGUUCAAUAGGACUUGCAAACGCAAAGAGAGAUCAGAAACGUGAAAUGAUCUUCAGAAGAGACUUGGAAUCAGUGAGAUUGUUCCAAUCUGCAUUAAAUGAAAAUGAACAAUACAAGGCUUUCCAGGUUGCAAAGAGAGUAAGGUCAGAGAAAGCAAGAGCUGUUGUAAUCACAAUUGCUCAGAAUAAAGAAGGCUGUGAAGAUCUCAUUGAGUUCAUCAAUCAAUAUUAUGAGGCUGAUGAAGCAAACAACGAAGAAGAAGAUGACGAUGAAGAACUCUUUGAUUCAUUAAUGAACAAUGAUGAAAACGAAGCUUCUUCAUCUGACAACAACAUUCCUUCUGACAGAGAUGAAGAGAAUGAACCCGAAAAUGUUGUUCCUUCAGAGAGAGAAGAAGAACAAAAUGAACCUCAGAAAGAAGAAGUUGAAGAAAAGGUUGAAUCAGAGAAAGAGGAAGUUCCUCCUGAAAAAGAAACAGAAGAAGUUGAAGAUGAAGUUAAGAAUGAAUCAGCUCCAGAAGAGAAAGAAUCUGCUAAAGAAGAUGACUCGGUUCAAGAAGAGAAAGAACAAGAAUCAGUUCAAGAGGAAAAAGAAAACGAUUCUGUUCAGGAAGAAAAUGAAAAUGAAGAACAAAAUCAUAAAGAAGAGGAGGAAGAAAAUGAUUCGGUUCAAGAAGAAAAGGAUUCUGUUGCAAGUGAUAAUAAAGAAGAGGAAGAAGAACAAGAUUCUAUUGUUGAGGAAUAA